This is a messenger RNA of Galeopterus variegatus (Sunda flying lemur), 11375 nucleotides long. It is a transcript of the gene LAMA5, whose product is annotated as laminin, alpha 5. The record is from RefSeq and is a predicted model, not a curated record. NCBI's taxonomy places the organism in Eukaryota, Metazoa, Chordata, Mammalia, Dermoptera, Cynocephalidae. Gene Ontology annotation, cellular component: basement membrane. Gene Ontology annotation, biological process: regulation of embryonic development; axon guidance; cell adhesion. The transcript has 81 exons. Gene Ontology annotation, molecular function: signaling receptor binding; extracellular matrix structural constituent.
AUGCCCGAGGAGCUGUGUAACCUUGGACGCCUCUUCCUCUUCUCUGGGAGCAGUGGGUCUGCUGACCGCCUUGCCGCUGAUUGGGGCCAGUACUGCGACAUCUGCACAGCUGCGAACAGUAACAAGGCCCACCCUGUGAGCAAUGCCAUUGAUGGUACAGAGCGCUGGUGGCAGAGCCCGCCACUGUCCCGCGGCCUGGAGUACAACGAGGUCAACAUCACCCUGGACCUGGGCCAGGUGUUCCACGUGGCCUACGUGCUCAUCAAGUUUGCCAACGCCCCACGGCCUGACCUGUGGGUGCUGGAGCGCUCCACGGACCUGGGCCGCACCUACCAGCCGUGGCAGUUCUUUGCCUCCUCCAAGAGGGACUGUCUGGAGCGAUUCGGGCCUCAUACACUGGAGCGCAUCACGCAGGACGACGAUGUCAUCUGUACCACUGAGUACUCGCGCAUAGUGCCCCUGGAGAACGGCGAGAUUGUGGUGUCCCUGGUGAACGGGCGUCCAGGGGCAAUGAACUUCUCCUACUCGCCACUGCUGCGCGAGUUCACCAAAGCCACCAACAUCCGCCUGCGCUUCCUGCGGACCAACACGCUGCUGGGCCACCUCAUGGGCAAGGCGCUGCGAGACCCCACAGUCACCCGCCGGUACUAUUACAGCAUCAAAGACAUCAGUAUUGGUGGCCGCUGUGUCUGCCAUGGCCAUGCGGACGUCUGUGAUGCCAAAGACCCUUUGGACCCUUUCAGACUGCAGUGCGCCUGUCAGCACAACACAUGCGGGGGCUCCUGUGACCGCUGCUGUCCUGGCUUCAACCAGCAGCCCUGGAGACCGGCCACUGCUGACAGUGCCAACGAGUGCCAAUCCUGUAACUGCCACAGCCAUGCCCACGACUGUUACUACGAUCCUGAGGUGGACCGGCGCAAUGCCAGCCAGAACCGGGACAAUGUCUAUCAGGGUGGGGGUGUCUGCAUCGACUGCCAGCAUCACACCACCGGCAUCAACUGUGAGCGCUGCCUGCCUGGCUUCUAUCGCUCCCCGGACCACCCGCUCGACUCACCCCACGUCUGUCGCCGCUGCAACUGCCAGUCGGACUUCACCGAUGGGACGUGUGAGGACCUGACCGGCCGCUGCUACUGCCGGCCCAACUUCACGGGGGAGCAGUGCGACGCGUGUGCUGAGGGCUUCACGGGCUUCCCGCUGUGCUACCCGGUGCUCUCCUCCCGCAAUGACACUGGCAAGCAGGUGCUGCCAGCUGGACAGAUUGUGAACAGUGACUGCAGCGCCACAGGGAUGCAGGGAGACGCGUGCUGGAAGGACCCACAGCUGGGGCAUUAAACGUGCAGACCCGGCUCCCAGGGCACGCACUGUGACCUUCUGUGCACAUGGCUUCUGGGGCCUGGGCUGCCGUGCCAGUGUUCCAGCCCUGGAGUGGCAGAUGGCCACUGCGACCCUGACUCAGGCCAGUGCAACUGCCGGGUGGGCUUUGAGGGGGCUGCAUGUGACCGCUGCGCCCCCGGCUACUUCCACUUCCCUCUCUGCCAGCUGUGCGGCUGCAGCCCCGUGGGGACCCUGCCUGAAGGAUGUGAUGAGGCUGGCCGCUGCCUGUGCCGGCCCGAGUUUGAUGGCCCUCAAUGUGACCGCUGCCGCCCAGGCCACCACGGUUACCCUGACUGCCAUGCCUGCACCUGCGACCCCCAGGGAGCCCUGGACGAGCUCUGUGGGGCGGGUGGUUCGUGUCGCUGCCGUCCUGGCUACACAGGCACCGCCUGUCAGGAGUGCAGCCCUGGCUUCCACGGCUUCCCCGACUGUGCCCCCUGCCACUGCUCUGCCGACGGCUCCCUGCACACAGUCUGCGACCCCCGGAGUGGGCAGUGCAGCUGCCGACCCCGUGUGACAGGGCUGCAGUGCGACACAUGUGAGCCUGGAGCCUACAACUUCCCCUACUGCGAAGCUGGAUCCUGCCACCCUGCCGGCCUGGCCCCAGCCAACCCUGCCCUUCCUGAGGCACUGGCCCCCUGUACGUGCCGGGCUCAUGUAGAGGGGCCAAGCUGUGAUCGCUGCAAACCUGGGUUCUGGGGGCUGAGCCCCAGCAACCCUGAGGGCUGCACGCGCUGCAGCUGUGACCCCAGGGGCACCCUGGGUGGAGUUGCCGAGUGCCAGCUGGGCAGCGGCCAGUGCUUCUGCAAGCCCCAUGUGUGUGGCCAGACCUGCGCGGCAUGCAAGGACGGCUUCUUUGGGCUGGACCAUGCUGACUACUUCGGCUGCCGCGGCUGCCGCUGUGAUGUUGGCGGUGCUCUGGGUCAGAGCUGUGAACCAAGGACGGGCACCUGCCGAUGCCGCCCCAACACCCAGGGCCCUACCUGCAGCGAGCCGGCGAGAGACCAUUAUCUGCCUGACCUGCACCACCUGCGGCUGGAGCUGGAGGAGGCUGCCACGCCCAAGGGCCAUACCAUGCGCUUUGGCUUCAACCCCUUGGAGUUCGAGAACUUCAGCUGGAGGGGCUAUGCUCAAAUGUCACCCAUCCAGCCCAGAAUCAUGGCCAGGCUGAAUGUGACCUCCCCUGAUCUUUUCCGGCUGGUCUUCCGAUACGUCAACCGUGGCCCCACACCUGUCAGUGGGCGGGUCUCCGUGCGGGAGGAGGGCAGGUUUGCCUCCUGUGCCAACUGCACGGAGCAGAGCCAGCCUGUGGCUUUCCCACCCAGCACGGAGCCUGCCUUCGUCACUGUGCCCCAGAGGGGCUUUGGGGAGCCCUUUGUGCUGAACCCCGGUGUAUGGGUCCUGCUCGUGGAAGCCGAAGGGGUGCUCCUGGACUACGUGGUUCUGCUGCCCAGUGCCUACUAUGAAGCGGCCCUCCUGCAGCUGCGGGUGACCGAGGCCUGCACGUACCACCCCUCCACCCAGCGCUCUGGGGAGAACUGCCUCCUCUAUGUCCACCUCCCCUUGGAUGGCUUCCCUUCGGCCGCUGGGCCCGAAGCCCUGUGUCGCCAUGACAACAGCCUACCCCAGCCCUGCCCCACAGAGCAGCUGAGUCCCUCCCACCCGCCGCUGGCUGCCUGCCUUGGCAGUGAUGUGGAUGUCCAGCUCCAGGUGACAGUGCCACGGCCCGGCCGCCACGCCCUGGUGGUGGAGUACGCCAAUGAGGACGCCCGCCAGGAGGUGGGCGUGGCCGUGCACACCCCUGGGCAGGCCCCCCAGCAGGGGGCGCUCACCCUCCACCCCUGCCCGUACAGCACCCUGUGCCGGGGCGCUGCCCGGGACACCCAGCACCACCUGGCCGUCUUCCACCUGGCCUCGGAGGCCAGCAUCCAGCUAACAGCCGAGCAAGCACACUUCUUCCUGCACAGCAUUACCUUGGUGCCUGUGGAGGACUUCAGCACAGAAUUUGUGGAGCCACGGGUACACUGCAUCAGCAACCACGGCACCUUCGGCCCAAGCAGGUCCUCCUGCCUGUCUUCUCGCUUCCUGAAGCCGCCCCAGCCCAUCCUCCUCAGGGACUGCCACGUGCUGCCGCUGCCGCCCAGCCUCCCGCUGACCCACUCGCAAGAUCUCGCACCAGGUGCACCCCCAGCUGGACCCCAGCCUCGGCCCCCCACUGCUGUGGACCCCAACACAGAGCCCACCCUGCUGCGCCACCCCCAGGGCACCGUGGUCUUCACCACUCACGUGCCCACCCUGGGCCGCUACGCCUUCCUGCUGCACGGCUACCAGCCUGCUCACCCCACCUUCCCCGUGGAGGUCCUCGUCAAUGGGGGCCGCGUCUGGCAGGGCCAUGCCAAUGCCAGCUUCUGCCCACACGGCUACGGCUGCCGCGCCCUGGUGGUGUGUGAGGGUCAGACCCUCCUGGACGUGACUGACAACGAGCUCACUGUCACCUUGCGUGUGCCCAAGGGUCGCUGGCUCUGGCUGGAUUAUAUCCUGGUGGUGCCUGAGGAUGCCUACAGCUCCAGCUACCUCCAGGAGGAGCCCCUGGACAAAUCCUACGACUUCAUCAGCCACUGCGCUGCCCACGGCUAUCACAUCAGCCCCAGCAGCUCGUCCCUGUUCUGCCGAAAUGCUGCCACCUCUCUCUCCCUCUUCUACAACAAUGGGGCCCGGCCUUGUGGCUGCCACGAAGUGGUGGGUGCUACGGGCCCCACGUGUGAGCCCUUCGGGGGCCAGUGCCCCUGCCGUGCCCACGUCAUUGGUCGUGCCUGCUCCCGCUGUGCCACCGGCUACUGGGGCUUCCCCCACUGCAGACCCUGCGACUGCGGUGCCCGCCUCUGCGACGAGCUCACGGGCCAGUGCAUCUGCCCGCCGCGCACCAUCCCACCCGACUGCCUGGUCUGCCAGCCCCAGACAUUCGGCUGCCACCCUGUGGUGGGCUGUGAGGCAUGCAACUGCUCAGGGCCUGGUGUUCAGGAACUCAUGGACCCAACCUGCGACGUGGACAGCGGCCAGUGCAAGUGCAGACCCAACGUGGCUGGGCGCCGCUGUGACACUUGUGCUCCAGGCUUCCAUGGCUACCCCAGCUGCCGCCCCUGCGACUGUCACAAGGGGGGCACAGUGCCCGGCGUGUGCGACCCUCUCACAGGCCAGUGUUACUGCAAGGAGAACGUGCAGGGCUCAAGGUGUGACCAGUGCCGCCUGGGGACCUUCUCCCUUGAUGCUGCCAACCCCAAAGGCUGUACCCGUUGCUUCUGCUUCGGGGCCACAGAGCACUGCAGGAGCUCAGUCCACACUCGCCAGGAGUUCGUGGACAUGGAGGGCUGGGUGCUGCUGAGCGGUGAGCGGCAGGUUGUGCCCCAUGAGCGGCAGGCGGGUACAGAGCUGCUCUAUGCGGACCUGCGGCACAUGCCGGACGCCUUCCCUGAACUGUACUGGCAGGCCCCACUCUCUUACCUGGGGGACCGGGUGUCGUCCUAUGGUGGGACCCUCCACUAUGAACUGCACUCAGAGACCCAGCGCGGAGAUGUGUUCAUCCCCACAGAGAGCAGGCCGGACGUGGUGCUGCAGGGCAACCAGAUGAGCAUCACGUUCCUGGAGCCAGCGUACCCUGCACCUGGGCACAUUCACCACGGGCAGCUGCAGCUGGUGGAGGGGAACUUCCGGCACACGGAGACCCACAAUGCUGUGUCCCGCGAGGAGCUCAUGAUGGUGCUGGCAGGCCUGGAGCAGCUGCAGAUCCGUGCCCUCUUCUCACAGACCUCCUCAGCCGUCUCCCUGGGCAGGGUGGCACUGGAGGUGGCCAGCGAGGUGGGCGGGGGGCCUCCAGCCAGCAAUGUGGAGCUGUGCAUGUGCCCUGCCAACUACCAUGGGGAUUCGUGCCAGGAAUGUGCUCCUGGCUAUUACCGGGACAUCAAAGGUCUCUUCCUGGGCCGAUGUGUCCCCUGUCGGUGCCACGGCCAUUCAGACCGCUGUCUCCCUGGCUCUGGCAUCUGCGUGGGCUGCCAGCACAACACCGAGGGGGACCACUGCGAGCGCUGCCAGGCCGGCUUUGUGAGCAGCAGGUCCGAGGACCCCACAGCUCCCUGCAUCAGCUGCCCUUGCCCACUUGCAGUGCCAUCCAACAACUUCGCUGAGGGCUGCAUCCUGAGAGGUGGCCGCACACAGUGCCUCUGCAAGCCGGGCUACGCAGGGGCCUCUUGUGAGCGGUGUGCACCCGGCUUCUUUGGGAACCCACUGGUGCUGGGCAGCUCGUGUCAGCCCUGUGACUGCAGUGGCAAUGGUGACCCCAACAUGCUCUUCAGUGACUGUGACCCCCUGACGGGCGCCUGCCGCGGCUGCCUGCGCCACACCACUGGAACCCGCUGCGAGAGUUGCGCUCCUGGCUUCUAUGGCAACGCCCUGCUGCCUGGCAACUGCACCCGGUGCGACUGCUCCCCAUGUGGGACAAAGGCCUGCGACCCCCACAGCGGGCGCUGCCUAUGCAAGGCGGGCGUGGCAGGGCGGCGCUGUGACAGCUGUCAGGAAGGACACUUCGGCUUCGACAGCUGUGGGGGCUGCCGCCCAUGCGCCUGUGGACCGGCCGCUGAGGGCCCCGAGUGCCACCCCCAGAGCGGGCAGUGCCGCUGCCGACCAGGGGCUGGGGGACCCCAUUGUCGCGAGUGUGCUCCUGGCCACUGGGGGCUCCCUGAGCAGGGCUGCAGGCGCUGCCAGUGCCCGGAGGGCCACUGCGACCCACACACGGGCCGCUGCACCUGCCCUGCGGGGCUCAGCGGGGAGCGCUGUGAUACCUGCAGCCAGCAGCACCAGGUGCCCGUGCCAGGAGGGCCAGGGGGCCACGGUGUCCACUGCGAAGUGUGUGAUCACUGUGUAGUCCUGCUCCUGGAUGACCUGGAGCGGGCCGCUGCCCUCCUGCCGGCCAUCCGUGAACAGCUGCGCAGCAUCAACGCCAGCUCCAUGGCCUGGGCCCGGUUGCACAGGCUGGAAGCCUCUAUUACUGACCUGCAGAGCCAGCUCCGGAUCCCCCUGGACCCCCGCCAUGAGACAGCCCGGCAGCUGGAAGCACUGGAGCGGCAAAGUGCAAGCCUCGGGCAGGACGCACAGCAGCUGGGCAGCCAGGCCGCGGGGUCCCGAGACCGGGCGGGCCAGCUGCUGGACAGCGCAGAUGCCACACUGGGCCGGGCGCAGACACUGCAGGUGGCCAUCCAGGCGGCGGCCCGCGCCCUGAGCGAGCUUGAGUCUCAGACAGGCCACCUGUUGCCGGCAAACGCCUCAGCACCAUCAGGCAAGCAGCUGCACCAGACACUAGCCGAAGUGGAGCGGCUGCUCAAGGAGAUACGGGCCCGUGACCUGGGGGCCCCACGGGCAGUAGCUGAGGCCGAGCUGGCUGAAGCCCAGAGAUUGCUGGCCCAUGUGCAGAAGCAGCUGACUAGCCUCUGGGAGGAGAACCAGGCACUGGCCACUCGCACCCGUGACCAGCUGGCCCAGCACGAGGCUGGCCUCAUGGACCUGCGCGAGGCACUGAACCAGGCAGUAGGCACCACACAGGAGGCUAAGGAGCUGAACAGCCGCAACCAGGAGCGCCUGGAAGAGGCGCUGCAAUGGAAGCAGGAGCUGUCCCAGGACAAUACCACCCUGAAGGCCAUUCUGCAGUCCGCCAGUGACACCCUGGCGCGAGUCUCUGGGCUUCUGCAUGGCAUGGACCAGGCCAAGGAGGAGUUUGAGCACCUCGCUGCCAGCCUGGAUGGGGCGUGGGCGCCACUGCUGCAGAAGAUGCGGGCCUUCUCCCCUGCCAGCAGCAAGGUGGAUUUGGUGGAAGCCGCCGAGGCCCAUGCAGAGCAGCUGGACCAGCUGGCCCUCAACCUGUCCAGCAUCAUCCUCGGUGUUAACCAGGACCGCUUCAUCCAGAGGGCCAUCGAGGCCGCCAAUGCCUACGGCAGCAUCCUGCAAGCCGUGCAGGCUGCUGAGACUGCCUCCGGCCAGGCUCUGCAGCAGGCGAACCACGCGUGGACGACAGUGGUGCAGCGGGGCCUGGCGGCCCGAGGCCAGCAGCUGCUGGACAACAGCAGUGCACUGGAGGAGGCCGUCCUCGGGGAACAGCGGCGACUGGGCCGUGCGCGGGCCAUCCUCCAGGGCACUGGGACCCAGCUUCGAGACGUCCAGGCCAGGAAGGACCAGCUGGCGGCCCAAAUCCAGGAGGUACAGGCCAUGCUGGCCAUGGAUACAGAUGAGACGAGCCAGAAGAUCACUCACGCUAAGGCUGUGGCUGCUGAAGCCCAGGACACAGCUGCCCGUGUGCAGUCCCAGCUGCAGGACAUGCAGAGAAACCUGGAGCACUGGCAGGGCCAGUUUGGGGGCCUGCGGGGCCAGGACCUGGGUCAGGCAGUGCUGGAUGCAGGCCGCUCAGUGUCUACCCUGGAAAAGACACUGCCUCAGCUACUGGCCAAGCUGAGCCUCUUGGAGAACCGUGGGGCACACAACGCCAGCCUGGCCCUGUCCACCAGCAUUGGCCGCGUGCGGGAGCUCAUCGCCCAGGCCCGGGGAGCUGCCAGCAAGGUCAAGGUGCCCAUGAAGUUCAACGGGCGCUCAGGGGUGCAGCUGCGUGCCCCACGGGACCUCUCCGACCUUGCUGCCUACACCGCCCUCAAGUUCUACCUGCAGAGCCCAGAGCCAGCACCCGGGCAGGACGCAGGGGACCACUUUGUGCUGUACAUGGGCAGCCGCCAGGCCACUGGGGACUACAUGGGUGUAUCUCUGCGCAACCAGAAGGUGCACUGGGUGUACCGGCUGGGGGAGGCCGGGCCCACAGCCCUUAGCAUCGAUGAGGAUAUCGGGGAGCAGUUUGCAGCCAUCAGCAUUGACAGAACCCUCCAGUUUGGCCACAUGUCCGUCACGGUGGAGAAGCAAAUGAUCCAUGAGACCAAGGGUGACACUGUGGCCCCUGGGGCAGAGGGGCUGCUCAGUCUGCGGCCUGACGACUUCGUCUUCUACGUGGGGGGGUACCCCAGCAACUUCACGCCCCCCAGCCCGCUUCGCUUCCCUGGCUACCAGGGCUGCAUCGAGAUGGACACACUGAAUGAGGAGGUUGUCAGUCUCUACAACUUUGUGAGGACCUUUCAGCUCAACACGGCCGUGGAUAAGCCUUGUGCCCGGUCCAAGUCGACUGGGGACCCAUGGCUAACAGAUGGCUCCUUCCUGGACGGCUCUGGCUUCGCCCGCAUCAGCUUUGAGAGUCAGAUGAGCAACACCAAGCGCUUCGAGCAGGAGCUACGGCUCGUGUCCUACAGCGGGGUCAUCUUCUUCCUGAAGCACCAGAGCCAGUUCCUGUGCCUGGCGGUGCGUGAGGGCAGCCUCGUGCUUCUCUAUGACUUUGGCACCGGCCUGAGCGAGGCCAUCCCGCUGCAGCCCCCACCACCCCUCUCCGCGGCCAGCAAGGCGAUCCAGGUGUUCCUGCUGGGGGGUGGCCGCAAGCGCGUGCUGGUGCGUGUGGAGCGGGCUACAGUGUUCAGCGUGGAGCAGGACAACGCGCUGGAGCUGGCUGAUGCCUACUACCUGGGGGGCGCACCGCCCGACCAGCUGCCCCCAAGCCUGCGGCGGCUCUUCCCCUUGGGAGGCUCCAUCCGUGGCUGCGUUAAGGGGAUCAAAGCCCUGGGCAAGUAUGUGGACCUCAAGAGGCUGAACACGACAGGCGUCAGCUCCGGCUGCACUGCGGACCUGCUGGUGGGACGUGCCAUGACUUUCAACGGCUACGGCUUCCUGCCCCUGGCGCUCCCUGAUGUGGCACCCCUCAGUGGCGAUGUCUACUCUGGCUUUGGCUUCCGCAGCACCCAGGACACCGGUCUGCUCUACUACCGAGCAUCUCCGGACGGUCCAUGCCAGGUGUCCCUGCAGCAGGGCCAUGUGACCCUCCGGCUUCUAAGGACUGAGGUGAAAACUCGAGGAGGCUUCGCCGAUGGUGCCCCCCACUAUGUUGCCUUCCACAGCAACACCACAGGGGUCUGGCUGUAUGUGGAUGACCAGCUGCAACAGAUGAGAUCCCACCGGGGGACACGCCCUGGGCUGCAGCCCCAGCCUGAGGGGUCACCACGGCUCCUCCUGGGAGGACUGCCUGAGUCUAACACCUUCCACAACUUUAGUGGCUGCAUCAGCAAUGUUUUUGUGCAGCGCCUCAUGGGGCCGCAGCGCGUGUUUGACCUGCAGCAGAAUGUGGGCGGCGUCAACGUGAGCACCGGCUGUGCCCUGGCUCCUCGCAACCAGACCGCAGGGCAGGGGCCACAAGGACUCCGCGCUGCAGCUCGGAAGGCCUCCCGCCGCAGCCGUCAGUCUACCCAGGACCCUGCCUGCACACCACCCCUGCACCUCAGGACCAUCCGAGACACCUACCAGUUUGGGGGGUUCCUGUCCAGUCACCUGGAGUUUGCAGGCGUCCUGGCCCCCUACAGGGACUGGCCCCACCUCUCGCUGCUCGUCCGCCCUCGUGCCCCCCAGGGCCUCGUGCUCUUUGCGGCCCCCCUGACGACCAGCAGCCCCUCCCUGGCACUCUUCUUGAGCCACGGACACUUUGUCGCACAGACGGAAGGCCCUGGGCCUCUGCUCCGCGUCCAGAGCCGCCAGCACUCCCGGGCUGGCCAGUGGCACACGGUGUUGGUGCGCUGGGAGAAGCGUCGAAUCCAGCUGGUGACAAAUGGGAUCCGGGCCUGGAGCCAGGAGAGCCCCCGCCAGCAGCCCCACGGGGAGAAAGAGGGCCCUCGGCCCCACACCCUCUUUGUGGGGGGCCUCCCUACUGGCAGCCACAACACCAAGCUGCCGGUGGCCACCGGCUUCAGUGGCUGUGUGAAGAGACUGAGGCUGGAUGGGCGGCGGCUGGGGGCCCCCACACGGACAGUGGGGGUCACACCUUGCAUCUCAGGCCCCCUGGAGGAGGGCCUGUUCUUCCCUGGCAGUGGGGGAGUUGUCACCCUAGACCCCCUGGGGGCCACGCUGCCUGAUGUGGGCCUGGAGCUGGAGGUGCGGCCCCUGGCAGCCACGGGCCUGAUCUUCCACCUGGGCCAGAUCCAGGGCCCCCCAUACCUGCAGUUGCAGGUGUUGAAGAAGCAGGUCCUGCUGCGGGCAGACGACGGGGCAGGCGAGUUCUCUACAUGGGUGAGGCGCCCCACAGCACUGUGUGAUGGGCAGUGGCACCGUGUGGCAGCUAUCAAAGGCGGGAACAUGCUCCGGCUGGAGGUGGACACACAGAGCAACCACACCAUGGGCCCCUCGCCGGCAGCCUUGGCCGGCGUCCCAGCACCUCUGUACCUCGGGGGCCUGCCUGAGCCCACACCGGCGCAGCCUGGACCACCCACCUGGGCAAGCCCUGGGCCUCCAGCUUACCAUGGCUGCAUGAGGAAGCUGGUGGUGAACAGGUCCCCUGUCGCUGUGACUCACACUGCAGGGGUCCAGGGGGCAGUGGGGGCCAGCGGCUGCCCAGCCCCAUAGUGCAGCUGCCUCCCACCCCCAGCGUGGCUGUGCUCUCCCUCACACUUCUACCACGUGGUGGCAGCAGCAGUCACCUCCGCUGAAGCCCAGCCCAGGCCAGGUGCAGCAGGGACAGGCAGCUGCAGCGGGCUGGCCAGGCAGGCAGGGUCAGGGCCACUGCUGUGGCGCCCGGCUGCCACCUGUCCUGCCUCCUCGAGCCCCUGGCCCUCUACACAGCUUAGAAAUUCACACAGCCCCUCCAUUCACCACCGUAUGUUUCACAGACAGAGUUUGUGUGUGUAUCUAGACUCUAGGUUCUACGGGUGAUAGAUCUUAUUUCUGGAAAUGGUUUAAAUUAUAUCUUUUUUAAAAAAAGGAUAAAACACUGUAAAAUGGGGUUUUUUAUACUUUUUAUCUCCUUUCACCAAUUUUUAAUAGUAUAAAAGAUCUGUAAGUCACUAGUUCCUUCUUAAGACAAAAAUUAAAAAGCACCUUCCCUCUAA